UCCUUGGACCCUGGAAGAUGAUAAGGUGCUGAACUGUCAUUUUUCUAGGGACAAAGGGAAAGCUGCACUGUAGGGAGAGCUCCACAACACUCCCAGCAGAAACCUGGGAUGGGGCAGAGGCAGGAACGAAACCUGAGGUGCAGCCUGGAGCUCAGCUUCCAAGGACAACAGCCGGCUUUUCCCAGCAGCACCAGCGGGUUUGGUGUGCUGACAUCCCAAAAAAAAGCAGGAUCAGACACUGUCCCCAGCACACAGGGCUUGCCACUCACCGAGAGCUUCUUCUCGUCCUGUCGCUCGUGUUGCUCCCGGCAUCCUUCACAGAUCCCGAGGUUUCACCCAUCCCUGUUUUCCCAAGUUAAUGAUUCAGACCGGCUGGAUCGCCGGGGGGCUGGCAGCCAGGCCCCAGCUGGCAGGCCAAGGAUGCUUGCCCUCUGGGGUUAAUCAUUCUCCCGGCUGCUGCCCCUGCCUCCAUAAAAACUCGGGGAUGGGAUUCCCGGUGCCGAUUCCCGGCAGGAGGAGGAGAGCCAGCUCCAGCAUGAGGGCAGCUCUGGCGCUGCUGCCGCUCCUGGCUGCUGCGCAGGCGCUACACCGAGGGAAAGCUUAUGUCCGGGAGAAAGUCUGCCAGGAGUACAAGAUCCUGGGAAAGGAGAACUUCAGAACCAUGACCAUGGUUGCCAACAGCCGCAAAUAUUCCAACGGCACCUUCGAGGAGAUCGGCAGCCUCGUGCGGGAAAUCGUCUCCCUGGCCGAGACCUGCUGCGCCGACGGGGCUGACCCCUCCUGCUACGACGCCGGGUCCACGGCGCUGUCGGUGAAGUCGUGCAGCGCGGGCUCGCCCUUCCCGGCGCAUCCCGGCACGGCGGAGUGCUGCGCGCAGCAGGGCCUGGAGCGCAAGCUGUGCCUGGCGGCGCUGCGGCACCCGGCCCCGCCCGGGCUGCCCCGCUUCCUGCAGCCCUCCGACAGGGAGCUCUGCCGCGCCUUCCGCGAGGACCCCCGGGAAUUCGCCGACAGGUUUCUCUAUGAGUACUCCAGCAGCUACAGCCAGGCUCCCCUGCCCGUGCUCCUGGCCUCCACCACCUCCUUCCUCUCCAUGGUCUCCACCUGCUGCAUCUCCCCUGCGCCCCACUGCCUGCUUCCUGAAGGAGAACUGGAGAGGAAAACCCUCUCCCUACUCACCCUGACGUCAAACCGGAUUUGCUCCCGCUUCUCGGCCUAUGGCAAGGACAAAGUCAGCUUCAGCUACCUGGCCUCGCUGGCCCAGAAGGUUCCCACUGCUCCCUUCGAGGACCUUCUGCCCCUGGCCGAGGGCGCUGCCGAGGUGUCCUCCCAGUGCUGCGACUCCCUGGCCGAGGACUGCAUGCAGAAGAAGCUCCUGGAGCACACGGCCAAAGUCUGUGCGGCGCUGUCGGCCCGCGACGCGCGCUUCGCCGCCUGCUGCAAGGGGAAAAACCUGAUGGAAAACCAUUUCUGCAUCCUGGCCAUGCUCCCAGCGCCGGCUCCCGAGCUGCCAGCGCUGCCCGAGCCCACCAACAAGGAGCUGUGUGCCAAGGACGGGGCUCUCCAUGCCACCAGGUUCCUGUUUGAGCUGGCCCGCAGGCACCCCAGCCUCCCCGACGCCGUCCUCGCCAAGCUCUACGACUCCUCUGGGAAACUCCGCGGGGAAUGCUGCUCUUCCAGUGACCCCUCCGCCUGCUGGGACAGCAAGCGCAAGCGGAUAGGAGCGGAGCUGCUGCCCUUCCUGGAAAAGGCCAACCAGCUCUGCGGGCAGCACAACCAGCUGCCUUUCCUCGACUUCAAGAAGAGGCUGCGCGACAGCCUGGCGCAGGCCGAGCCCCAGCCCGGCCCGGAGCAGCUGGAGCAGCUCCUGGAGCAGCGAGCAUCCUUCGCCUCCGCCUGCUGCCUGCCGGGCGCUCCGCCGCUGCUCUGCGCUUCCAAGGUGAGCUCGGAGCUGGGGGAGCUGUGCCAGAAGGGCUCCUGCCUGCUGGGAUAGCGGGGAUCGCUCCUCCAAGGAUGGCGCACGGACGGAGGAGCCCGAGCUGCGGGAACGCGCGGGAACGGCACGGGGGACAUCGGGAGGGAGCAUCGGGGAGCUGGGCUGGAGGAGGUCCGGCAGACGGGAGGGGUCCCCGAGCCCGCACCUUGUAUUCCUGCAGCCAAAAUAAAGAGAAGGAAAGCGCCCUGCAGGGAGCGCUUUGUGCGCCCUCGGGGCGGCGCGGAGGGUGGGACAGCGGCACAACUUCUCCUCCGCGGGCAGGAAGGGGUCCCAGCCCUGUCCCUGGCAGAUAAAGCUCUGAAAUGUAAGCGAAACCAGGGAAAAGACUCAUCAAACGUCCCCAAGGACAGCAGCCCGUGGGUGUUGGGGCAUUCAGCUGCCUGGAAGCAGCAGCAGCCUGAGAGGGACACCCCCAGCUCCCCACCUGCCCAGGCGAGCACGGCUGGGAAUUUGGGGGUGCUGCAGGCCACCAAGCCCCGGGUUGGGAUGCAGGAGGAUGGCAAAGCCAGCCCAGGAAACAGCAGGAAAAUCCCCAGAGCCCAGACGUGGGAGCUUUGUGUACCACAAACACGGCAAGGGAAGCGCCCGAGGACACCUGGGUGCGCAGAGAUGAACCAGAGCGAUAAAACAGAGCCAAACGCAAGCAGAACUCCCUGUUCAAGGCAGCUCGUGCCUUCCCUGGGAGCACUGGCAGCCCCUGGGUCACUGCCGAGUUCCCCUGGAGGGUGAGGAACAAGGUGGAUUGGGCUGGCGCCAUCCCUGUCCUCCUCCUGCCAGAGCCCCUCUUAUUGUGGGGUACAGAGCUGGGCACAAAGGGGAAACUGGUUUUUUUUUUGUUUGUUUUUUGCCCCAGGGACCCCACUGACCUGGGGCUGGACGUGCUGGUGCCAAGGCAUGGAUCCUCCUGUCACGGCCUGCCUUUGGCAUCUGUUUUCCAAAAUAUUGAUUUCCAAUUAUUUCUAAUGCUUUCCAAUCAGUAAGUUGGGUUUCACCUUGUUCUGUUGGGAUGAGUGACCCACAUGUCAUUCCUGUGCUCAGGUUUGCAUCCUUCACAUUCCAGAUUGCAGGGCAAGGGCUGAUAAUUCCAGUGACCUGGAAUUCCAAGGAAAACUGGGGAAAUGCCACUAAGCCAGCCAAAGCCAUCUCUGCCAGGUGACACCAUCACUGCUUAUGGGGGUAAAGCCACCCAAAAAUACCCAACUGCUGUUCAAAGCAACACAAAUCAUAAUCCUCCUACUAAAACGACCAGAUUUCCUUGGAAAGUUCGGGCUGCCCCUGCCUGAUUUCCUGCCAGCAUCACCUCCCCAGGGAUUCCAUCCACUCCUUGCCAUAAACCAGUUGGCUUUCCCACUCUCUGUUUUACCUGGGACUUUAAUUUGGUUUUUUGUAGCAAUUUUCCAGCUCUCAUUCCUCCUGCCCUCAGCCCCGUGACAUCCACAGGGAGGAUUCACCUCCUGCCUUUUCAUCCCACCGCCUCUCUAACCCAUUUCCAAAAAUGUAAGGGAAGCAGCAAAGUUCCUGA
This is a messenger RNA of Passer domesticus (house sparrow), 3515 nucleotides long. It is a transcript of the gene GC, whose product is annotated as GC vitamin D binding protein. The record is from RefSeq and is a predicted model, not a curated record. Gene Ontology annotation, cellular component: cytoplasm; blood microparticle. The transcript has 12 exons. The coding region runs from base 359 to 1990 and encodes 543 amino acids. Gene Ontology annotation, biological process: vitamin transport. Gene Ontology annotation, molecular function: vitamin transmembrane transporter activity; vitamin D binding. Lineage: Eukaryota; Metazoa; Chordata; Aves; Passeriformes; Passeridae.